Haliotis rufescens (red abalone) is the source of this 480-nucleotide messenger RNA. RefSeq lists its product as uncharacterized. NCBI's taxonomy places the organism in Eukaryota, Metazoa, Mollusca, Gastropoda, Lepetellida, Haliotidae. The transcript has a single exon. The coding region runs from base 1 to 480 and encodes 159 amino acids. The record is from RefSeq and is a predicted model, not a curated record.
AUGCAGGGUGGCGUGAAAUUUGCAGUCAUUUUAGUAAAGCUGGACGUGAUCCUUCGUCAGGAGGAGCUGAAACUGGAAAUUAGUAGAUCAGUAUUCUGGACAGACAGUACAAUUGUGAUACAGUAUAUCAGGAAUGAAAACAAACGCUUUCAUGUGUUCAUAAGAAACAGGAUAGCUCUUAUCCAUGAGAGUUCAGAGCCAAACCCAUGGAGACAUGUGGGCAGCACAGAGAACCCUGCUGAUGACGUGUCACGGGGGCUGGAUGCAGACAAAAUGGUGUCCUCUGACAGAUGGAAACAUGGAACUGAGUUUCUAUUUCAAGCAGAGUCUGAAUGGCCCACAAGUACCAAUCUCAGUCCAGAAAUUCCUGAUGGUGACAAGGAAGUGAAGAAAGCUACAACAACUUACACAAAUGUGACGAAUGGCUGUAGAGAUCUGUUGUUUGACUUGUUUGAAAAUAUUCCACGUGGCACAGCCUAA